UGUUUUACAGGAGCAAACCCAAAAAGCAGCUUCUGUAAUUCACUUUAGUCCAUUCUUCUCACUCAUUAUCUGGUUAACCUUGGCUUCAAAAGUUUCUGCUAAUUCAAUCACACAGAUAAUAAGUGAACUGUUCUAAGAUUACGAUUGUUCAGACCAUGUGUUCAGUGUUUUAAUUGAAAGCAACCUUUGUAAACAUCGACCAUCAAGAGAGACAACUUCAAAAAAAAGAUAUUUUCUAUUGUUAAAAAAAUGUCAGCCGACCACAGCUCAUCUGAUUCCUCUGAGCCAUCUGUUGAAAUCAGUAGGAAUAAUAAAGAUCGUAAAGUAUGGAAAAUUUUGAUUCUUGGCGAAGUUUCCGUUGGUAAAACCAGUUUAAUCAAACGAUAUGUUCACAACUUCUUCUCUCAACACUAUCGACCAACGAUUGGUGUUGAUUUUGCGCUCAAACAACUUGUCUGGGAAGAUGAGUCGGUCAUUAUGCUACAAUUGUGGGAUAUUGCUGGACAGGAAAGAUUUGAAUCAAUGAAUCGAGUCUAUUAUAAAGGAGCAGUUGGCUCAUUCAUUCUUACAGAUGCAGCUAAUCCCGAUUCCUUUAAAUCAGCAGUCCGAUGGAAGAAAGACUUUGAUGCCAAGGUGAACAUGGAGGAUGGACAACCUGCUCCAUCCAUUUUGUUGGUAAACAAGUGUGAUCUUGAAAAGGUAGGAAUGGCUAGUGAUGUUGUCCAGCUUCACAGCUUUGCUCAAGAAAAUGGUUUCCUGACUUGGUGCUAUGUUUCGGCUAAGGAAAAUAUUGGCAUUGACGAUGCUGCCAAAACUUUAAUUAGAAAGAUCCUAGCGCGAAUUGAUGGAGAUGAAAAGGAAAAGACGAUUGAACCGAGACAAAGUGAUGUCAAAGUAUUAACAAGACAAGCUAUGAUUGAUUUAACAGCAAAUAGACAAGAAGAAGUUGUUGAGAAAAGUAAAUGUUCAUGUUGACCCAUUUCCACACAAUUUGUCCGCACAAUUACCAAUAGAUAAUCAAAUUGCCCACUGAAAACUGAACCUUUAAUUUUCCAAACUUGAGCUAAUAAAUUAAUUUAGAAAUUAAAAUUCACUUGCUGCCAA
Messenger RNA from Tetranychus urticae (two-spotted spider mite), 1104 nucleotides. Its product is annotated as ras-related protein Rab-38. Gene Ontology annotation, biological process: endosome to lysosome transport; phagosome-lysosome fusion. Gene Ontology annotation, cellular component: Golgi apparatus; late endosome; lysosome. Lineage: Eukaryota; Metazoa; Arthropoda; Arachnida; Trombidiformes; Tetranychidae. The record is from RefSeq and is a predicted model, not a curated record. Gene Ontology annotation, molecular function: GTPase activity; GTP binding.